UACAUUUGAGCACUCUCAUGAGUGGAUUUAAUACAAUAUAUUACUGUCCCUAAGGGUAUUUUUUUUACUAGGGGUCCACAAUGAUCACAUGACUUUAACAACAUAUACAUUGUAUAAUUACAGGAAGUAGUGCGAAAUAUUGUCAUUAUAUACAGCUAAUAUAAUUAUAAUAAACAUUGAACCAAGAUCUAGGUAGCUGUGAUAGAAAUGGCUGUAAACAAUAAUAGCUGUGAGAUACGCCCUGAUGAUUCUGUGAAGCUUAUUGAGGAAGGAGAUAAACAAAACGAAAGAGAGAUAGAAGCCAGUUUAGACCAGCAACAACCAAGAAGACAAAUCAAUGACAGAAGACUAAAGCCUCCUCCACUUCCUCAACAACAGGAUCAGAAAAAGAGCUGCUUUGUGGCUGUCACCAUAGCAUUGUCUAUUCUUGCAGUUAUAGUGCUCGGUGCACUAGCAGCAGCUGGUGUGGCCAUACACAAAAGCAAUGUCUUGAACCAAGCACAAAUGACGGAUCUCGGACAAGUUCUUCGUGAUCAACUUCGUCUCGAGCUACAAGCACAGUUCCACACAGUGUACACUCGCUGGGGUAACUCCACAUGCCCUCCCACUGAAGGCACGUCGACACUGUACAAAGGACUAAUGGCUGGGCAUCAUACUAAGCCGUCCAAUCAGAUCACUGACUACAACGGUGGAACUAAUUUUCAGUGCUUACCACAGGAAAAUGUCGAGUAUGCGCUUCCCUCUUCACCAGGUAUCCAAGGAAACAACACUAUAUACGGAGCAGAAUAUCGGACAAGUAUCAAUCCCGACAGUAACCUCCAUAAUAUACCGUGUGCCGUGUGUUUGGUGAACGGCAGAACAGUUACAAAAAUGAUACCAGCUCGAACUACCUGCCCUUCUAAUUUGAGAAGGGAGUUCUAUGGCUACUUGAUGGCCCAAGAUCGUGACUACUCGACAUACGAGUGUGUGGACCUUGGUAUGGAGAUUGUCCCUGGAACAGCGAGGCAAGAAGGUGUGGCUGUGUUGGUCCAUGUUGAGGCCAGCUGCAACGGAUUGCCCUGUCAUCCUUAUAUUGAGGGAAAGGAACUGACUUGUGUAAUAUGCUCUAUUUGAACAGACUUUAGCCAGACUUAAACUCAUAUGCAUUAGUAGUUAGUAGCAAGCAAUGUCAAAGCUAUCAGUAAAAUUCCAAUGUUUAUGAUAACAUUUGUGCACUGUGUAGAACCGUGAUUUGAAUAUUGAAAAUGAAAUGCUGGAUAAUACAUUGUGUACAAUCAAUACCCCAUACC
Halichondria panicea is the source of this 1289-nucleotide messenger RNA. Its product is annotated as short-chain collagen C4-like. The record is from RefSeq and is a predicted model, not a curated record. The transcript has a single exon. The coding region runs from base 208 to 1113 and encodes 301 amino acids. Lineage: Eukaryota; Metazoa; Porifera; Demospongiae; Suberitida; Halichondriidae.